Molecule: messenger RNA, 525 nt
Organism: Eruca vesicaria subsp. sativa (arugula)
Lineage: Eukaryota; Viridiplantae; Streptophyta; Magnoliopsida; Brassicales; Brassicaceae
Source: the annotation of a GenBank genome assembly
AUGACUUCUUCCUCUUCAUGUUUUGUCGUCGGUUCUCUGGCAGUUUUGUUACAAUUUCUCUUUGUCUCUGCUUCAACAAAACCCAUCGACGCCAUAUGCCAUAGUGUCACCGACAAAACCUUCUGCGUCAAUACUUUGAACGCAUAUCCUCCCGCGGCUUCUGCCACCAGCACGCUCCAAGCGGUUAAAGCAGCGCUCAGGCUUAGCAUAUCCUAUGCCGGGAAGUCAGCAAGGUUCGCGGCAAAAGCAGCAAACGAGAAUCCAAACAUGAAGAAGCAGUUCGCUGCGUGUAAGGAUGCCUAUGAGACCAUUAUAGCAUCUAUCAAGAGUGCUGCCGGAGAACUCAAAGUAUCUCCAGACACGGCUAACUAUGAUGUCAUGGUUUGUACGGACAGCACCACAAUCGUGAAGAAUUUGGUCAGGAAAAAUGUAGACAAGGAUUCAAAGAUAGUUAUAAAGAUGACAUUGAUGAUGGAGAGGCUUCUUCGUAUUGCUGUUGGAGCCACAGUUGCUGUUGGUGGGUAA